Molecule: messenger RNA, 3655 nt
Organism: Clupea harengus (Atlantic herring)
Lineage: Eukaryota; Metazoa; Chordata; Actinopteri; Clupeiformes; Clupeidae
Molecular function (GO): metal ion binding; hydrolase activity; nucleic acid binding
Source: RefSeq, a predicted model, not a curated record
UGCCCUGGCAGAAGUGCCAGUUUUGGCAAAAGUUGUUGAUGAUUUUGGCGAGUGCCCUGAGUUCUUUUAUAAGAGCACUGAACCACAGGGCAUGGAUCAAAAUGCCAGGAAAAUUUGCCAGCAGUAAAUGCACUGAGGUCCUUCAGGUGUUAAAAAGGCUGGUCAGAUGUUUAAGGGAACAGUACUAGCUACAUUUCCACAGUUCAUUCCAAGCUGAUUGAGACCAGGCUGUUCAUUCAAGGGUACAAAUCUUUCAUCAGGAAAGCAGUUCAAAGAAGAACGACUUUCUUUUAUUCAGAAUUCCUGUGUAUAGUGCCUACACAUUUGAUGGCAGCUGCAGUAACCAAAAUGGACGGAAAAGUGGUGACUGGUUCAUUGAGCCACAGCUUUCUGGCAUCUCAGAGGACUCAAUGCAAUUGGAGAAGAACUACAAUAAAACUGCAAUUAAAUCCAAACAAGCUCUAAAUGGUGACUACAGCAACACAGGCUAUGACAGAGGGCACCUCAACACCAACAGUUUCCAGUGUGACGAUGGCCGUAAAGCUACAUUCACCCUGACCAACAGCGCACCUAUGGAUGCUUGCUUCAACCGUGUCUUCUGGAAAGAAUGGGAGGAUGGUGUCAAGGGCAUUUUAAAGGCCCAGUCUGCACGUGAGGGCACUGCCUACCUGGUAACAGGAACUGUACCUUCGUCAGAUUAUAGAAUACCAAGACUAGGUGAAUUUGAUGAUCCUAGUGCAAGAGAUUUCAACAGAGUCACUGUUCCUACUCAUGUCUGGACAGCUGUCUGUUAUAAGCAUAAUGUUGAUGAGGAGAAGUCCUUUUCAUUUGGCUAUAUAGGGUUAAAUCAGCCUGAUAGUAGAAUAAAUGUGAAAACUGUACCACAACUUAAUUAUCAGCUGUCUACAAUUUAUUCAUCUAUGGUAAACAUUUUCAAAGAUGACUGUUUUUCUACCAAGCUCAAAUCUGAGGAAAUUGUCAAGGAGCUUUACAGGAACAUCCAGCUGCCCCUUAGUGACAGACUGUCCAUGUCUGAUGAUGUUCUGAAUACAUUUCAUACUGCCAUGAGCCAGUUUGAUGAUGAAGGGCAACUGCCUUCUAAGAGGCCAAGAGUAACAGAGGCGACAAUACAAGAGUCUUUUGACAGCCUAGAGAGUUGGUUUGAAAAGACAGAGAGCAUGAAAUAUGUGUCUGGAUCGGCUUGUGUGCUGUCCCAGCAAUUCACUGGGCCCAUUAAGAGUUUAAGUAGCACAGGGAUUCAAAAAAGAGACAGCACUGAUGAUUCUCAAGAGCUCGUUUGUAGCCUCGUUCCAGAGCAGAUAUCAGACUGCAAUAGCUCUUGCCUGUACAACAAAGAGGCUAGAGGUUAUUAUUGCUACUAUGGAACUUCAGAGAGAUUAUGUUCUCCUGAGUAUUCUGUUAUAACAGUCAAGGGAACCAAGUGUAACAGUGACCACACCUGUGGAACACACGGGUAUGACUACUACUGGUGCUAUGAAGGCAGGUCAUGGGAGUACUGCAGUCCCCCCUUACCGGUGGGCAAAGGAUAUGGAGGGAGGUACUGCCGUGCCGACCACAACUGUGCCCAGUAUGGUAAAGGCUACACCUGGUGUUACACUGAUUAUGAUGAUAACUGGAAUUACUGCUGUAGUAUUGGUGAUCAGUAUUCUGCUCUAAACGGCAAAUCCUGUAAGAAUGACCAUCCAUGUGGUUACCACUCUUAUAGUUACCUUUGGUGCUAUACCACAGAUCUGUCUUGGGAAUACUGUUGUACUACUAGUUAGUAGAGGGCUGAUUCUCCUUUCUGAAAUAGACACAGUCAAAUUUAAUUUCAUUGCCUCUCUUAUGUAAGACAACAUGUUCACAAUACUGGGAAUUUGUGUUUGUGAAUCGGAAAAUAAUUUAGUUAAUCACUUCCCAUAUGGAAAAAGUCUGUAAAAGUCAUAUAUGUUAGGGUGUUCAUUUUUGUAGGAUAUACAUGUCAGUAUUUGGACUCUGUUUCAUCUGUUUCUGUUGUGACAUGUCCUGUGUUUUUGUUGUGGUAGCCAUGUGCCUGUGUUGUGGUAGCCAUGUGCUACCAUGUGCUCCGCCCCUUGUCCUGCCUUUGUUCUGUUUCCCACCUGUUCUGCUCCUCACCUGUGCCCAAUGAUUACCCUGCCUAUUUAAGCCUGUCUUGCCUCAUGUUCCCUGUUGGAUUGUUGCAACUGUUGUGCUACCCUGUUCCGUGAGUUGUCUGUGUUUUUGUAGAAAGUAACUUUGCCUGCUUAAGUCUCCUUGAAGGAAUACUUUUUUGAACUGUUAGCUUACAGAAGCUUUUUGUGUUUUUCGGCGUGGAAGCCUACAGUGGUCGUGUGCUCUCUUUUUGUGUUUGCCUUUUUGAUCCUCUGUUUUUUGUGGAAUAAAUCCUACUUUCAUCGAUCUGCGAUUGGGUCCUCUUUUGAAAUCCUGACAAUACAAUAAGUGUGUUAACACACAUAAUUAUGGCCCCUUUCAUACACAGUAACGUAGAAAAACCGCACAUGCCUAGACAAUUGUCAUGGUAUUUGUGUAUAGCAGAUAGAUGUAAUGAACUACAUUGGACAUUUUUUCAUGGCCAGUUACAUUUGUUCAUGUAUCAGAGGCUGUUAUCGUGAGCUGAGGACUGGCUGCCUUAUGGAAAGUUUCAUCAGUGGGUGCUCCCUGGAAGAGAACCCUUACCUUUGGUGUUGUUAGCACCUUGCCCGAUCAGUUGAAUCACAGAUAGACAGAUGAACUCGGAACACAUUAACAUCAUUGGAAAAGAUGUCUGAGCAUUUUAGAACGCUGUGUGAUCAUUACUCAAUAUCGCAAUGAAAUAAAUAAUUUAGUAUUUGUCCUUGAUUAAGAUACUCUGAUUCUUAUAAAAAUGAAGGUCUCUUUAUGCAAUGUAAACACAUGUUCUCUCUUUGAUAUGUUUGAUACUGAGUUUAUACUGUAUACUGUAUGACCUAUCUUGCAUGUUGAAGGGCAUGCCAUUUUAGUGUAAAAUGCAUAUGCAAGCUUUACAUGCAAAUAUUGUACAUGACAAAUGUGAUUCCUAUAUUUCUUACAGACCUUUUCCAAAUGUGUUUAAGCCUAGACGUCCAACAUAGAUACUGUACUUCCUUGUUAUUGACAUGGAAAUUCUACAACAUAUGCUCAACACACAUAACUACUCAGCUUUGUGUAUUAGUAGUCAUUGUGAUAGAGAUAAUUUCGAAACAAUGUUAAUGACUUAAGAAUAUAUUAAUUAAGUGCCUUGUAUUAAUAAUUACCUUGUAUGAAUCAUAUGCUUAUGUAAGCAGGAACAUGGCUUUUCUGUGUUUCUGUGUGUGUGUGUAACUUUGAUUAUUAGGUGCUGACGCCAUGUAGUCUGCAUAUGAGUAUGAGUUAUAUGCGUAAGGAGAGAGAACUAUGCCUGUCCGCCCCUGAGUAAAACUGACAUCCUUGCAUUUCAGAAAGCGCAGUUGGGAUGACACAAAAGGACUUUUAGUCAAGCGUGGCUAUUCUUGCUGACAUCAGAAACAUUUAUGGCAUCAAAAUUAGAUAAAUCUUAAGUAUAUAAACCAUGUGUGAUGUUAGUGAAAUUGCUUCACUUUCAUCUUUGUGCUGUGAGUGAGCCCGACAAUUGUUGCUGAAUAAAUAUACUGGUCCUGGA